UAAAUAGCCGGUGUGGAAAUAUGGCCGGAUCCACCGCCAUUUCCAUCUAUUUCCUCCCAAAAACAAAUACAUUUUCCCCAAUCCUUCAGAACACGGAGACCCAUAUAAACAGCGUAUACCUACAGAUUCUUCUAUAUACUCUCUGUGCGCUUGGGCCGCAAUUAUGGAGAACCACGAUAAAAAAGAUUAUGGUGACAUUGGAAGCGAGGAUUUUCCUGAUGAGUUUCAGUGUUGUGUAUGCCUGGACAUUAUGUACAAACCAGUUGUAUUAGCUUGUGGUCACAUAUCGUGCUUCUGGUGUGUUUUCAAAGCUAUGGACUUUUAUCAGGAGUCACGCUGUCCAAUUUGUAGCAACCCAUUUAAUCAUUUUCCCAGUAUCUGUAGAUUGCUGCACUUCUUACUUUUGAAAUUAUAUCCUUUAGCAUACAAAAGAAAGGAAAGACAAGUUGCAGAAGAAGAAAAGACAUAUGGAUACGAGUCUCCGCAGUUUGAUGUCUUCUCUGAUUCUCGUUCCAAUGAAGAGCUUGAUGUUCAAGACACCUCUCCACAUUCUGCACCUGCCAUAGUCUCUAAUAUGACACAGAAAGGGGACUCUUCCCUGAUUCAAGAUUCUUCUGAAAAUGAAAAUAAUAUGACCAUGAUUCCUACAACCUCAAGUCUGGAAAGCACUACCGACAUGACAAAGCGAGGUGAUAGUAUGGUCAAAUCUGAAGUUUCUAAUGAAACAUUCAAGCAGGUCCUUAUGAUCGACUUACAGUGUACUCUGUGCAAGCAGCUAUUGUGUCGACCUUUAGUUCUUAAUUGUGGCCAUGUUUAUUGUGAAGCUUGUAUAAAUAACCAAGACAACAAGGUCUGCAGAUGUCCAGUGUGUCAAAGUGUGCAUCCAAAUGGCUUCUCAAAUGUUUGUUUGGUUUUAGAGCACUUCCUGGAGAAGCAUUUCCCCGAGGAAUAUUCAGCAAGAAAAGUAUCUUUACCUGACCAACAACAUGCUAAUCCAUCUGGAAGUACGACUGGAAAGCUGGAGCAAGCCACCAAGUGUCCGUCAUUGCCUGGAAAUGCUUACUCAUCACGGCUGUCUGGCCAUAAGCCAAAGGUUCACCCUGCAGUUGGUUGUGAUUGGUGUGGGAUGUAUCCUAUAAUUGGGGAGCGAUACAAAUGCAAAGAUUGUGUUGAGAAAAUAGGCUUUGACCUCUGCGAAGGAUGCUACAAGAGUCCCUUCAAGCUUCCAGGCCGAUUCAACCAGCAGCAUACUCCAGAACACCAGUUCGUGAUCAUGGAACCUGGUGAGUAUGAUAUUGGUAGCCCAGACGAUGCUGAAGAAGUUGUUACAGUCACCAACUUAUCAAAUGAUGCUUCACAGGAUGAAGUAGAUAGUGUAGCACCUCUGAAUUUGUCACCUGAUGCUCUGCAGGAUCUGGGAAAUACUAUAGCGUCUCUCGCUUUCUUCAACGACCCUUCAGAAGAUCAAGAUGGUAACAACUCUGGAACUUGAGAUCGCGUUGCUAAUGUGCUACACUUGAUUGCUCGUCUGUGAAGGUAUACGGAGAGUAUUGAAUAGUAUUGAGGGAAAAGAAAUAAAAAAUAAACAAAUAUUUUGUCAACAGUACUAUUUAGGAGCCUUACCAAGUACUACAUACCAAUCAUACAUAGAAUGUACUUAUGACGAGUUUCUCGAGUAUUGCAUCUGUUUAGUGACCAUGUUGUCUUAAGAUUAACAUGUUUCCAACUUUUGGCAUCGUUCGAUGGUGUACUUUCCUGCUGCAUCCGGUAUUUGUUAGCAUAUAUGCAUUGAUUAGCUU
This is a messenger RNA of Olea europaea var. sylvestris, 1799 nucleotides long. RefSeq names its product E3 ubiquitin-protein ligase PRT1-like. The transcript has 7 exons. The record is from RefSeq and is a predicted model, not a curated record. Gene Ontology annotation, molecular function: ubiquitin protein ligase activity; zinc ion binding. Gene Ontology annotation, biological process: proteasome-mediated ubiquitin-dependent protein catabolic process. NCBI's taxonomy places the organism in Eukaryota, Viridiplantae, Streptophyta, Magnoliopsida, Lamiales, Oleaceae. The coding region runs from base 164 to 1492 and encodes 442 amino acids.